This is a messenger RNA of Iphiclides podalirius (scarce swallowtail), 930 nucleotides long. The record is from the annotation of a GenBank genome assembly. Lineage: Eukaryota; Metazoa; Arthropoda; Insecta; Lepidoptera; Papilionidae.
AUGAGUGAAGUUUAUAAACUUGGUGAUUUAGUUUGGGCAAAAAUGAAGGGAUUCAGCCCCUGGCCCGGCCGGGUAGCCAUCCCAACACCAGAGCUGAAGCCCCCCAAGAAGGCAACUAAUGUUCAGUGCAUUUAUUUCUUUGGGACUAAUAAUUAUGCGUGGAUCGAGGAGCACAAUAUAAAACCCUACCAAGAGCACAAAGAGCAGUUGAUCAAGUCGUGCAAAACUGCCGCCUUCAAAGAAGCCGUCAAUCAGAUUGAGGAGUUCAUUGUUAAUCCGGAGAAAUUCGGUGAUAUCGACGACCACGCGAGAGGCAAUCCUGAGGAGGAAUUCGACAAGCUCAAAGACGUUAUGAACGAAGACAGCUCUGAGGAGAAGCCUGAUGAAGAAGCUACUCCUGAGGUCAAGAAGAAAACCGCAACUCCCAAGAUCCGUUUGGGCAUUUCGAAGGUGAAGGCCAAGCGCGCCUCCUCGGCCGGCCUGAAGGGCAGCCCGCGCAAGAAGCCCAAGGGCCUCCGGCGCUCCUUCACCGACAGCGAGGCGGCCGCCCACAAGCCCUCCAUGCUCAACCACUCCUUCUCCAAGAAGUCCAGCCUGCUGCACCGCCCCUCCAACAUACUGAGGCCCGAGACGCCGCCGCUGGACCUGGAGAACGUGUCGGAGACGCUGCUGGAGAAGAAGAUCAAGGCGAGCCAGAUGCGCUUCGGCUUCCUGGGGCUGGGCAUCAUGGGCGGCGGCAUCGUCAAGAACCUGCUCAACUCGGGCCACAAGGUGCUCGUGUGGAACCGCACCGGCGCCAAGGUACCGCCCCCCCCCCGCCCCCCUCGCCCCCUCGCCCCCCUCGCCCCCUCGCCCCCUCGCCCCCCUCGCCCUCCUCACCUUCCUCACCUUCGGCUAAAGUAUAAAGUUUUCUUUUGUCUAGUCUUCCGC